GUCAAUGUUAGAUGGUUUACUAAAAAAUCAACAAAUGAAAGAGACAAGCAUCAGAAUGACCUUGAAUCUUUCUCAAGGAUGGACCCAAGAAAAAGAAAUGAAUAUAUUGAAACUUUUGGGUCAGAAACCUGAUAUUGAUUGGUGUGGAUGCUUUAAAGAUAGUACAGAACGAACGAAUAAUUUUUCUUUAAUUGAAUAUAUUAAAGAAGAGUAUCAAAAUUUAUGA
This is a messenger RNA of Funneliformis mosseae, 226 nucleotides long. Lineage: Eukaryota; Fungi; Glomeromycota; Glomeromycetes; Glomerales; Glomeraceae. The record is from the annotation of a GenBank genome assembly.